Prorocentrum cordatum is the source of this 538-nucleotide messenger RNA. Lineage: Eukaryota; Dinophyceae; Prorocentrales; Prorocentraceae. The record is from the annotation of a GenBank genome assembly.
GGGAGCAAGGACGACGAGAUGGUGAUCAUCGAGGAGAUGUGCCUCAACAGCGCGCAGAUCAUACGGCGACUACCGGGCAGCCUGUGGGCCUUCUACCUGAUCGAGAGCGACCACACACCGUCGGACGCAGGCGCGCAGGAAGGACAAGAAGACGCGGACAAGGUGAAGGACGGUAUGACGAACUUGGGGCCACCCCACGUGCACAUCGGAGCAGCAUUAUUCGACGAGCUGGCAAACCUGACUUCCACGCCGCAUCCGCAUCAAGAGACCCUAGAUCACUUCGCCUUGGUGAUCGGAGUCAUCCACCAGGACUUGUUCGGAGACAUGCUGCCCUACUUCAUGGGCAAGAUCGACCAGAAGCGGCAGAAGCAGGGCAAGGAGCGCAUCAAGCUGCAGCUGAUCCAGGCAUAUCACCUCCGCACGGCGACGCACGUGGCGAUCACGAACAGCGGCCGCCAGGCGAUCGCGGGAGCACUGCGGCCGACGGCCCUCGAGCGCAGGCUGCAGAACUACUUACGCGACCGCAUCGCGAACAUGU